ACAGCUAUCUAGUAUAGCUAGAAGAAUAUAUAUACGUAGUAUAUAUAAUAUACAUAUAAUUAAUCAUGGGCAGAUCUCCAUGUUGUGAUAAAAACGAGCUGAAGAAAGGUCCUUGGACUCCCGAAGAAGACCUCAAACUCAUCCAUUAUGUUCAAGCUCACGGUCCCGGCAGCUGGCGUACCCUCCCUAAAAAUGCCGGGCUUCAAAGAUGCGGAAAGAGUUGUCGCCUGCGUUGGACCAAUUAUUUGAGACCGGAUAUAAAGAGAGGAGAAUUCUCUUUUGAAGAAGAAGAGACUAUUAUCCAACUCCAUAGUACCCUUGGAAACAAGUGGUCGGCCAUAGCGGCAAAGUUACCCGGGAGGACAGACAACGAGAUAAAGAACUACUGGAACACUCACGUCAAAAAGAGACUUCUCAAGAGCGGAAUCGAUCCGGUGACCCAUACCCCAUGCCGCCUCGAUCUUUUCGACCUCUCCAGCCUGCUCCACCAGCAGCUGGGUUUACAAGCCGCAGCUGCCUUAAUGAACCAACCGGAGGCGGUCAUGAUGACGAGGAGUCUUCUGAGCAGCACUCUCAUGACCGCCGCCACCGCCGCCGCACAGAACAACGAAUAUGCUCCUAAUAUUCACCAUGGGCAUCAUGGCAUUUUAAUGCUAUUGCAAAAGGUUCUUCUUCAAGAGAGCCUCUCAAACGACCGCCAGAUGUUGUUCCAGAGACUGUUGCAGGAAAACCAUGCCCUAAUAAUGAACGGCACCCAUCAUCAUGUCUCGACGUGUGCGGUGCCUGAUAACAUGCAGCCGCGGCACAUGAGUGCCGCGGCCGACACGGGAAGUUCGGUUCACACGGACGACUACGGCUAUAACUUUGGAGCGGAUGAGCCGCACGAGCCACAUUUAUUGAGAGGUAAACCGUGGAGCCCGGGGGCGUUUGGUUCGUCCGGUACGCCCUUGUCGAGUCCUGCGGCAGACUCCGCCGCGUUUGUGAACAACGGCGGGGGCAGCGCGGAGGAGGAGGAGGAGGAGAAAGAAAGGGAUUGUUGCGGCGAUUUGAGGAAACUGUUUGAAAUUCCGUCGGAUUUGGAUUUGGAGGAUUUGCUGUGAAUGAUGUUCUCUACCAGCUCCGGCGAACGUUACGUUACACAGAAAAAGUACAUAUGUUCAUUUCAUUUGUAGGGAGUAGUUGUACGCAGCCUUCUGUAAUUUGUUUGUUUAGAAUGGUGUUUUUGUUUUAUACGUAUCCUCGACCAUUGUUCUCAGUGGAAUAGUUGUUUGUAUGUCGGGGGACACUGUUACAUUCGUGUACUGUUCAAAUUCAUUGAAUAAGUUAUUCGGUAUUGUAUAUGUAAAAUUUGUUACCAAGUAAAACAUUGACCAUUUC
Cuscuta campestris is the source of this 1377-nucleotide messenger RNA. The record is from the annotation of a GenBank genome assembly. Lineage: Eukaryota; Viridiplantae; Streptophyta; Magnoliopsida; Solanales; Convolvulaceae.